GGGCACCUAGAGGUCUGAUUUGACUUUUCCUUUGCCCCAAAAACAAAAAAAGAAAAAGAAAAAGAGCAAACAAACUUAAACAAAUACCAAUAAUCAAGAUCAUCGACCUAAUUAAUAGUAUUAUUUUCAAUCAGACACAGUCAAUGAUGUGGGAGAACCUAACUAAUAUACUGUGAAUAUGAAUACCCAAGAAACCAUUACAAAGCUCUCUUCUCUUCUAUUAAUGGUGCUAUAGCAAACACCAUUUGUGAUCUCUUCUUGAUCCCUAAACUCUCUCCUAUUGAAGAAAAUUAAAGAUGGCUUCUUCUGCAUAUAGUAGAACACAGAAGAAUUCGCUGGAGCGGAAGUCGCGGUACGACGGGCGGCUCGUGAAGAAUCUAAGCAAGAUCGAGCCGAAGAAGAUCGGAAUCGGGCUGGUCGCGGGGUGCUGCUUGGUGCUCCUCACUUACAUCUCCCUCGCGAAGUUCUUCGCCAUCUAUUCGCCUGUUUUCUCGAAACCGUCAUUAGGGUUAUCGGAGGAUCAGGCUCCGACGAAACUUUCUAAUACAGAAACUCUUCCAAAAGAGAUUGUUGCGAGGAAUGAAACAGUGGAAACAAAACCAGACGCAAACGAAGAAGAUGAGGAGAAAACAUCGAAAAAACCUACGGAGGUGGACCAGCUACAGCAGCGCGAACCCGAAUUGGAUCCGACCGAAGAAAACGAUUUCGUAAAUUUGGGAGAUAAAGUUUCUCGCACGACCAAUCCUACCCCCUCCACAGCUCCGGAAGAAUCCUCAAAGAGCACCAUUUCUGAACUAUACGGAAAGAACGACAAGAGUAAAUCCGAACCGGCGGCGCCGCGGGCGGAGCCGAAGCUCACAUGCGAUGACAAGAGCGUGGACGAAGGAUUCCCCUACGCGCGGCCCGAGUACUGCGACAUGAGCGGCGACAUUCGGAUCAGCCCGAAGCAGUUGACGGCGUUCUUCGUCUCGCCUUCCACGCCGCCCGCCCUCGCCCCCUCGGGGGAGCGCCGGCUGCGGCCCUACGCCCGGAAGGACAACUUCCUCCUCCCGGGGGUGCGAGAGGUCGUGCUGAAGUCCGCCGGCACCGACGGAACAGACAAUUCUGCUCCUUCAUGCACCACCACGCACGCCGUGCCUGCAGUCGUCUUCUCGGUCGCGGGAUACACCGGCAACUUCUUCCACGACACCGCGGACGUGCUCAUCCCGCUCUUCCUGACCUCAGCUCACUACAAGGGAGAAGUGCAGUUCUUCAUCACGAACUACAAGCCGUGGUGGGUGCACAAGUACCAGCCGGUGCUGCGGAAGCUGAGCCGCUACGAGCCCAUCGACUUCGACUCGGACUCGGGCGUGCACUGCUUCUCGCACGCGACUAUCGGGUUGGUGAGAGACCGGGACCUGAUCAUCUACCCGAACCCGACCCGCAACCCGCGGAACUACUCCAUGGUAGACUUCACCAGGUUCAUGCGCGCGGCCUACGGGCUGCCCCGCGCGCUGCCGGCCGCGCUCGGGGAGGAGCCCGGCCGGAAGCCGCGGAUGCUGAUCAUAUCGCGGGGCCGCACCCGGAAGCUGCUCAACCUGCGCGAGGUCGCCGCGAUGGCCGAGGAGAUGGGGUUCCGCGUCGACGUCUCCGAGGCCGGCGCCGACGUCCCCCGCUUCGCCGAGCUCGUCAACUCCUGCGACGUCCUCCUCGCCGUCCACGGCGCCGGCCUCACCAACCAGGUGUUUCUGCCGACGCGGGCGGUGAUGGUCCAGAUCGUGCCGUGGGGGAAGAUGGACUGGAUGGCGACGAACUUCUACGGGCAGCCGGCGCGCGACAUGAACCUGAAGUACGUCGAGUACUACAUAUCGAGAGAAGAGAGCACUUUGAUCGAUCGGUAUCCGAAGGAUCACCUGGUUUUCACUAACCCGUUGGCCAUCCAUGGCCAGGGAUGGAAAGCCCUGGCUGACAUUAUCAUGACCCAGGAUGUGAAGCUGGACCUGUGGAGGUUCAGACCGACUCUCCUGGAGACGCUCAAUCUUUUGCAAGAGUAGAAGGGCUUAAUUGUAAUUUUGCGCGCGUGAGUUUAAUCUUUUUUUUUCUAAUUUUUUUUUCUCUCUUUAAAAGGAUUAUUAUUGCUACAUCGGAAUUGCUGAUUUACAUUGAUUGAUUCACGGAAAAGGAAACUUAGUUUUGAAUUAUUA
Messenger RNA from Ananas comosus (pineapple), 2183 nucleotides. RefSeq lists its product as uncharacterized. The coding region runs from base 297 to 2033 and encodes 578 amino acids. Gene Ontology annotation, molecular function: glycosyltransferase activity. Lineage: Eukaryota; Viridiplantae; Streptophyta; Magnoliopsida; Poales; Bromeliaceae. The transcript is spliced from 5 exons. The record is from RefSeq and is a predicted model, not a curated record.